GAUGAAACAAAAAAGGAGAAAGAGAAAUUAGAAAGAGUGAAAUCAAAUGAAAUGUGUUUUCAAGCAUGGAAGCAAAGUAAACAUCAACUUUUAAUUGAUGCAAUUAAAAAACGUAAAGCAGAAGAAUCGGCACAGAAAAAGAAGCUUGAAGAAGAACAGGAACGUAAACUGAACUCACAAAAGGCAUUCAAUGCAUGGAAAGCACAUAAAGAUGAAUCAAUCAUUAAACAACAUCGUGAAAAUUUAUCUAAACAAAAACGUGAACAACAAUUCAAAGAAACAGAACAAAAUGAGAAACAAUAUUUAAAUCAACAGGCAUUUGAAGAUUGGAAAGCCAAAAAAGAUGCCGCAUUAAAACAAAGCCUUCAGAGCAAAAGAAAACAUCAAAGUGAAAAAGAAAAACAACUAGAAGAAGCUAAUCGUAUUAAAAUGGAACAAGCAGCUGAAGCUUAUCAUCAAUGGGAAUUAAAAAAGGUUGCAUCAUUAGAGAAUCUUGUUGUCAGCAUCGACCAUUCAAAUAAACCAAACAGAAGACCAUGGAGGCCUCCAUCGAAGACAAUCCCUCCAACUCACUCAUAUAGAAUGUAUUGAAAAUAAGCGUUCCGUUACCACUUGUUAAUUUCGCACUUCAAUCAUGUGUAUAUAAAUAUUUACUUAAGUGAAAGGAAUUCAUUUUCGAAUUAGUCACAAAAAGAUCAUUACUACAACUCCGUUGCUACUUCCCGUUUGUUUUCCUGUUUAAAACCUUGUACUCUUCCAAUUUUAUUUUACCAUGAUGUCAACUAAUUCAAACAGAUUGGGAAGUUAUUAUAUUUUCUAAAACAAAAUCAGUACACAAUAUUUUGCAUGAAUUAUUGCUGUAUUAAAUAACAUGAUCCCUUUCCUUUCGAAAUAUAUUGAUCCACAUACUACUUGAAUAUUGUCAUGAGUAGUUUCAAUAGUGUUUAACCAUAUUUUGUAUAAAAACAAAACAAAAUAAUACCAGUAAAUGUAAUACUCACAGGUGUAAAUAAACAUACCAUUAAAUACAAUUAUUUUGCUCAACAAUUACUCAAGUAAUUCAUUUUUUUCAUACCUUAAUUCGAAGUUUCAUUAGAGACUUGUUUGUCAUUAGAUCAUCUAAGUACUGUCAGUCA
Molecule: messenger RNA, 1136 nt
Organism: Schistosoma curassoni
Lineage: Eukaryota; Metazoa; Platyhelminthes; Trematoda; Strigeidida; Schistosomatidae
Source: the annotation of a GenBank genome assembly